AUGGGUGGUAGCGGGAUCGGCGAUGUUUUAACUCCCUUGGGUGGUGAAAUUGUUGUUGGAGGUCCUGGACCAGUAGUGGGUGGUAGCGGACUCGGCAAUGUUUUACCUCCAUCGAGUGGCAAAAUUGGCAAAAUUAUUGUUGGAGGUCCCGGACCAAUUGUGGGUGGCAGCGGAAUGGGCGAUGUUUUAACUCCCUCAGGUGGUAAAAUUGUUAUUGGA
Molecule: messenger RNA, 219 nt
Organism: Anisakis simplex (herring worm)
Lineage: Eukaryota; Metazoa; Nematoda; Chromadorea; Rhabditida; Anisakidae
Source: the annotation of a GenBank genome assembly